AUGUCAUCACUAGAGGUAGUUAAGCCGACAGAGAGUAAUUUUGUUCUCCCAACAAUACUUGAGAACGAAGAAAUUUAUAGCGAGCCCGGUACUUUUGAGAAACGUUCUGUUCAAGAGCCCUCGAUUUCUGGUAAUACUAUUAUUGCUGAAAAAAAUAAUACAUCCCCCUUACUUAAUGUUCCUAAUCGUCUCGGAACUCGACCUAAUACUCCAGACACUGAUAUAACUGCGGUUGACUCAAUAAAUGGCGCAUCAGAAUCAUCUUUGGCACAUUCUCACGUUAGUAGGCCAACUACUCCAAGCAGUGAUAAAAAGUCUAAACGCAAUAAUAGCUUAUCACCUUCUUCUUCACAACCAAGUAUUAAUGGUCGCUCACGAACACCUGAUCCCGGUAAAAAAACUGUUCGAAGUAUCCGAAACAAGGCUAGCAGCUCUUCACUUAGUUCUCGUGCACCUUCAAGGAGUCGUUCAAAUACUCCGGACCCAGAUAGAUCUAAUAGUCAAAUAAGACGAAAACCUAGUCAACAGUUAUCACCAAUUGAUGGUGAAUAUGAAAUGAAACCAUUUAAAGAGCCACUAACGAGUAGUAAUUUCAUUCAUAUAGGAGUUUCUGGUGAAAUAAAUCUUCCAACUGCAUAUGUGCGUGAAACUACCAUUGGAGUAUUUCAUAUAUUUAAUCCUACUGACAAUAUAAUUUCGUGGGGGUUUUCUCAAGUCGACAGACCCAUGUUUCGUCGUUUAGGAACCGCUACAAAUGCAGCACAAAAAGUGGACGAUGAUAUUUUUGUCCUUACAAAGCUGGGAGGUCUUCUAAGACCAAAAAAUGCAGAGAGGGUCGAUGUGAAAUUCCGACCUAUGGGAGUAGGAACAUAUAUGCAAACAUUUGUUUUAGAAGAUACAUCAGAGGGUGGAACCGGUGGUGUAGACGCAGUUAGCAUGAAGUUCCAAGGGGUUGCAACGGAAAAUACAUUUAGUUCACUAUUGCAAAAACACAGGGCUCCAAAAAAGGAAGUAAAAUUUGAAGUUGAUGAGACAGAAAUACGAAUUCCAGCUACAAGAGUUGGGAAACAGCGUUCAAUGGGGAUUAAAAUAACUAAUGUUGCUAAGGAACCAAUUAGACUUUCUUGUAAAUGCGAAACAACAACAGGCCCUGGAGGCAAGUUUGUUCUAUCACUUCCUAUGAAUAGUGUUGUGGUUAAGGCUGAGGGAUUCUCUAUUAUACCCGUACGUUUUCAACCAAGAGCUGUUGGCGAAGUAAAGGGUGUUGUUACAAUACAUGCAAUGAAUAAUGCUGAGGUCAAAGUGGAUGUGGUUGCAAAAGGAAUCUUAGAUCCGACUCAAACAACUUAA
Dentiscutata erythropus is the source of this 1350-nucleotide messenger RNA. The record is from the annotation of a GenBank genome assembly. Lineage: Eukaryota; Fungi; Glomeromycota; Glomeromycetes; Diversisporales; Gigasporaceae.